ACAUGUGAAGCCUCAGUCCUUAGAUUACCAGCUAACUGUUAAAAGGGAAGGAGCUAAGUAAAGAUAGAUAUAGAUAUAGAUAUAGAUAUAGAUAUAGAUAUAGAUAGAUAUAGAUAUAGAUAUAGAUAGAUAGAUAUAGAUAUAUUUUGAAAUGGAGGCUCGCUCUGUUGCCCAGGCUGGAGUGCAGUGGCGCGAUCUCGGCUCACUGCAACCUCUGCCUCCCGGGUUCAAGCGAUUCCCCUGCCUCAGCCUCCGGAGUAGCUGGGACUACAGGCUCGCACCACCAUGCCCGGCUAAUUUUUUUAUUUUAGUAGAGACGUGGCUUCACCAUGGGUUGGCCAGGAUGGUCGCCAUCUCCUGACCUCGUGAUCCGACCGCCUUGGCCUGUAUCACAAUCCGUUGGGACACUUACUUACAGCGUAGAUUCCCAGAUCAAACCGACAAAAUCCGAAUCUCAGAGCCUUUCGAAGUCAAAGAGCCCCGAUUUGGGAGGUAGGUGAACGGUGACAACCUCGCGAGCGCUCUUGCGGCUCCUUGAGGAAUACUAGAGUGUACCUGGAAGAGUGGUGAAGGAAGCGUUCCUCAAGAUGUCUUUUCCUCAGUGACUGUCAAGCUACGCUUUUAGGAAAAUGGAAUUUCGCUACUCCGUGCGUUUCACACCUUAGAGUGAGGUUGGUAAGUUAGAUUUUCCUCUACUCAUUAAAAAAAAAAAAAGAAGAAGAAGUGGGAGGAGUCCAACUGAAAAGUACAGAGGCGGAGGACAGACUUAGACACCCGUUUUCUAACGGUCCUGUCAGAGGGGCUCGAGCUCUCAGACUGCGUCACCCUCUCGCCGAGGGUCCCCGAGACGGGCGAGGGCUCCUUGCGGCCGGCUCGUCACUCUUCCCGCCUCCCUGCGCCCUCCGCCCAGCUGAGCCUGCGGAGCGCGCGGCCCGGCGGCGUAGCCCCUUUUGGCACCGAGGUUUCCAGGUGCCCAGCGCGAAGGCGGAGCUGGAUUACAGCCGCCUCCUCGGCGCCACAGAGAAGACCCCCCGGGAGUUCGGCGGCCCAGGCGCUCCGGCUCCAGCGUCCCGAGACUCCCCGGGCUCUCCGCGCUCCUCCCUCUCGGCGCGCCCGGCGCAAAGCCUGCGAUUCGCGAGCCGAGCGCAGAGCGCAAGCCGAGUGGCGCACGCUGGGCAGUGGCCUGGGCAACCGGAGCGCAGCCGGAGCCGUCACCGAGCCCGCUGGCCUGCGCACUCCCGGACCAUGACCGCCGAGGGACCUCGCCCGCCCUCCCGGUGGCACAGCCGCCUGCUCGGGCUCUGGGCGGCGGCACUGCUCCUGCUUGGCCUGCCGCGCCUUUCGGUGCGGGCGGAUGGAAAGCUCUUUGUGCUGGAGUCUCAGAAUGGCUCUCAGGGCCUAGUCCUGGAGGCUGCUCGGCUUUCCUGCAAGAGCAGGGGUGCUCACUUGGUGUCUGCAGACGAGCUACGGAGAGUGGUCCAAGAUUGCUCCUUUGCGGUGUGUGCCACUGGCUGGCUAGCAGAUGGCACCCUUGGAACAACCAUGUGUAGCAAAGGAAGUGGAGAACAGCAAAUCAUGAGAGCUGUCGAUGUGAGGAUUGAGAGCAACCCAGUUCCUGGUGGCACGUACAGUGCCCUUUGUAUUAAGGAUGAAGAGAAGCCGUGUGGAGACCCGCCUUCCUUCCCACACACCAUCCUGCAGGGCCGAACCGGCUUGGAGAUGGGGGAUGAACUGCUGUACGUGUGCGCCCCAGGCCACAUCACAGGCCACCGGGAGACCGCCUUCACCUUGCUAUGUAACAGCUGCGGGGAGUGGUACGGCCUGGUGCAGGCCUGUGGAAAAGAUGAGGCUGAGGCACACAUUGACUAUGAAGAUAACUUUCCUGAUGACAGAUCUGUGUCAUUCAGAGAGCUCAUGGAGGAUUCCCGGACAGAGGCAGAAGAGGAUAGGGGUCAGGAGGAAUCCUCUGAGGAGGCUCCAAAACAGGACCAUCUGGUCUCCAUUUCGGUGGGGAGAGAAAACAUCGCCCGAGAUAAAGGCUUUGUGCCAACCACAGGCUUGCCUGAUGCUGGGAGCAGUGUCCCCGCAGACUCGCCAGGAUCGCGGCUGCACCAGAAGCACUUGUUCUGGUUUCCUGCUGAGGCUUUCCACAAGCCUGGGUUGGAAAAGGAGGUAGAUGAUGACACCAAAAAGCAGUUUUCUGCUGGAGAUAACCACAGUGGUAUAAAAUUGGUCCCAGGGGAACCUGAAACCAAGGUGAUCUAUAGCAACACUGAUGGUCCCUCAGGGCCAUUUGUGGGCAAGAAUGACAGCAGCGCAGGGGAUCCAGUGGUGAACAGCAGCGAUGAGUCCUGGUUAGAUGGCUACCCUGUGACAGAUGGGGCUUGGAGGAAGACAGAGGCAGAAGAGGAAGAAGAUGGGGACAGAGGGGUCGGGUCGGUAGGACUGGGUGAAAACAUUCCCAUUACUCCUGAUCAGCCCACUCCCGUGGAAGUUAAACAGCCCUGGAUUGGCACCCUCGCACCAAGCGAGGACACGACCCACAGUUCAGUUCUUCCAUCUCAAAUGCUAGACAUGGAAGCUUUGGCGCUCAGACCCAUGAAUGUGUCCGAGACUGAGAGCAAUGGGGACGGUGACUUGACCAAGUACCAGUCAACUCUACCCUGGAGAUUCACCACAGAGGAGUCUCCCUUGGCCACGCUGCCCUCUGAGCUCACCAGGUCUACCCUGGAGAUAUUAGCAGCCACCACCGUCAAGCAGACGCCUACCCACAUCCCCUCAACGGGCAUGGACACUCAGCCUCCAGUAGAAACCACUGCUCCUGAGGUCCGGGAUAGCUUCCCAUACCUGCUGUCUGAAGACUUCUUGGGACAGGAAGGCCCUGGGCCAGGUGCAAGGGAGGAGCUUCAUCCCACCUUGGAGUCGUGUGUCGGGGACAGCUGUCCUGGCCUCACCAGAGGCCCUGUGAUUGCCACCGUUGUCACCAUCCUGUGCCUGCUGCUACUCCUGGCAGGGGUGGGGGUGGUGUGGGGCUAUCGCAGGCGCCAGCACAAGAGCUCUGUGUACAAGCUGAACGUUGGCCAGCGGCAGGCUCGGCACUACCACCAGCAGAUCGAGAUGGAGAAGGUCUAGGCACCUUUGGAAUGGGCUCUCCCAAAGCUACUUGGGAGGAAAACUAACUGUGGCACAUCACACUGAUAAUUCACUAGAGUAUGACACAGGUGGACUGUGGCUCGUCAUUUUUCCCUCAGCCCUUUGUUCUAUGGGCUGAGAAGUGUCUCUGGAGUACCUGGCAGGGCAGGGGGGCUUUGAUGGCAUUGUCACUCAUGUCAGUGUCUACUCCACCGUGUGCCCUGGAAUUGACUAUACUAAUCUCAGGCCUGUGCUUGGGCCUGGUUUCCAGUGUGAGGUCAAAAAUUGCCUCUUCCUUCAGCACAAUAUUAUCUUUUUUUUGAGACAAAAGUCUCAUACUGUCGCCCAGGCUGGAGUGCGGUGGCGUAAUCUGGGCUCACUGCAACCUCUGCCUCCCAGGUCCAAGCAAUUCUCCUGCUUCAGCCUCCUGAGUACCUGGGAUGACAGAUGUGUGCCACCAUGCCUGGCUAAUUUUUUUGUAUUUUUAGGAGAGACAGUUUCACCAUGUUGGCCAGGCUGAUCUCAAACUCCUGACCUCAAGUUAUCUGCCCUCCUUAGCCUCCCAAAGUGCUGGGAUUCCAGGUGUGCACCACAUCCCAAUAUUACCUUUCUGAAGAAAGAAAAUCACUGGCUUCAUGUCCUGAAAGUUUAUAAAUAGUGAUAAAGCAAGUGUAUGAGAGCAGUGUUAUUGUGGACAUGGAUAUUGAAUUACUGAGAGGAAUAUGGAAGAAGAAUGUUUCCUUUUAGUGUCGUGAUGCUGCUGAGGGCAGAUGAACCAAGAGCCAGGACACAGUCUAGAAGCUUUGAGGUUUCUUUUUCAUUGUUUCUUGAAAUUAGAGAGAAUUUAAGACUGACGUUUUGUUGGGGGAGGUGAGGAGUGAAGAAACACACAUCCCCCUCUAUUCCCGCCAUUCUGCGGGAUGGCCUAUCACUUAUUUUAUGUUAGUUUCCAUCUUUCAUGGUUAAGGAUUUGCCAUUAUUUUUAAAAAACAAAGUUAGCCUUGUACCAGUAAGUACCAUUUCCUCUCAGAAGCAGUGGUCUAGUUGUCCCUGAUCAGUCUGUGCCUAGGAAUGUCUUGGAAUUUUUGCCAGGACUAACAAAACUCAGUCCUUGGUUUCCUCUCUCAGGAUUAACCAUUUCUCUGAACUCCAGUAAGAGGGAAUGACACGGGAGGAAAAAAGACAUGUUUUCAGAGGGCCAAAUACCAGGAUAUCAAGGAUGGGCACAUACUUGAUGGAGAAGCAGAAGAAUCUAUAAGAGAAUAUGAAGUGAUCUGUGCUGAUCUGUUCUCUAGUGUGGAAACUGGGAGCUCUGUGGAAACAGAAUCCAUACUGUCUAUUGGACAACCCAUUUCACAGCAUCUAAAUCAUCUUAUGGUGGCUAGCGAGCAUUGUUUUUGGCAGUGGUUGUCAAAGUGUGGUCCUCAGGCCAGUAGCAUAGCAUCAGAUGGGAAUCUGUUGGAGAUGCAAAUUCUCUAGUCCCGCCCUAGACUCAGGAAACAGGUACCCUGGGAGCAGGGCCCAGUUCUCUGUGUGUUUAACAAGCCCUCCAGGUGAUUUUGAUGGGCACUCAAGUUUGAGAACCUAUUGGUUUCUAAGAACCUCAGAUGUGAACUUCGAGGCCAGCUGGAGCCCUAGUGGCACAGAAGAUGAGUAGCACCUGUGGUUUGUCUUGUGCGGCAGCCAGGCGUGGAUGUGUGCAGCUGAGGUGGCACUGGACACCGCCCAAAGGCCAAUGCCACCUGCAGUAGUCUCCUGUAUGCUGGCACAGAAACGAAACAUGUUCUAUUUUUCUAAUAUGAAUCACCUUCUUGGAAAUAGUUAUCAGUGGUAAGAGGUGAUGUUAGCAAUACAUUGAUUUUGAGACGCCAUAGGAGUCUGUUUUUGCGUGGUACAGAGACAUCCUGAUUUUUUUUUAUGAUUGAAAAAUUGCCAGUGGUGUUUUACCUAAGGAAAAAAGAAUUCACAGCAUGUUUUCCACCCUGCCACCUCUUUUCAGCAAGCUUUGGGAAAAUAAUAGGCGAAGCAGCUGUCAAGAGAGGCAGCAUAAUCAAAGAUCUUAGUCCCCACAGUUGGAAGGCCGAUGCGUCAACGGAGUCGAGAACUAUCGGAAUAAGCUUCCUGCAUGUAGCCAAAGCAGAACCUCAUAGAAUCAAAGCCAGAGACUGUAUAUAUUUACAGCUUAGACCCUAAGCUACUGCAAGAUAACUUCUCUAUUUUUAACAAUAUAAAAUAACCUGUCUCAGCGUUGGGAUUGCGUCAGUAACUAUUAUUAUGGAAUAACCCAGAACAUUGAAUUUAUACCAACGAAUAGGCAAUAUUGAUACCAGUGUAUUAAUAAAUGUAUUACAAAUUAUUAAUACAUGUGAAUGUUUUAUUUGUAGACCUGGAAUGUGAAAUAAACCCAACACAUCAGUUUUUAAGUUCUUAUUGGUGUGGUGUCAUCUAAAUUAAUGUUAUAGAAUCUAAAAACGCAUGUUGAAAGGGAAUGAUGAAAACACCGUAAAUCGAAAUCAUAUGUCAUGCCUGUUUCGAGACUGGUGAAUGUUUAAUGCUCAUGAAAAUUGGGGGAGGGGGUUCUAGUAACACAAAGCUUCUGAGAUAUUUAAAAUAAAUAAUUAUUGCCCCAACA
Callithrix jacchus (white-tufted-ear marmoset) is the source of this 5764-nucleotide messenger RNA. RefSeq names its product sushi domain containing 5 (gene SUSD5). Gene Ontology annotation, biological process: cell adhesion; Notch signaling pathway. The record is from RefSeq and is a predicted model, not a curated record. Lineage: Eukaryota; Metazoa; Chordata; Mammalia; Primates; Cebidae. Gene Ontology annotation, molecular function: hyaluronic acid binding.